AUGCAUCUGUGUAACAUCUUACUCAUUGCGGGCUUCACUGCAGCGCGCGUGCUUCCGCGUCAAGAGGCGACUAAAUGUACGAAUCCCGUUAAGCGUGUCGAGUUCCGUACCCUAGACAACGUCGCCCGCAAGCAGUAUACGGAUGCCGUCAAAUGCCUGACCACCAAGCCCUCAAUGCUCGGCCUGAGCACAACCUUAUACGAUGACUUUGUCUACGUGCACACUCAACUCAACACAGAGAUUCACUAUGUCGCCCAGUUCCUGCCCUGGCACAGAUACUUCGUGAAUCUUUACGAGAAGCAACUUAAUGGCUGUGGUUACACAGGCCCCAUGGUGGAAUGGAAAUGCCUGACCGACGGGCCCUUCAAGGACAUACGCUCGGCCUAUGUCCUGACAGAAUAUGCACCGCACUGCUUAUCGCGCGACUUCUUCGACGGCACCUCUCGACCCGGAACUAUGCGUAGCUCGGCCUACACACCCGAGGCUAUCGCCACCAUUAACGCUCUAGAUACCUUCGUUGAAUUUGAGUUCGAACUCGAGAACCGGCCACAUGGCUCCAUCCAUAGCGCAGUUGGUGGCAAAAUGGGCGACAUGGGUCCCUCUUCGUCACCCAAUGAGCCAUUGUUCUUUUUGCACCAUGCCCAAGUCGAUCGCCUGUGGUGGUUAUGGCAGCAGGGUAACCCGUCAGUCCGCAACACCGAAUAUGCUGGCAAACGCGAAAUCACUCCAGGCGCUGGUGGCCGCCCCCUCCCCCCUGGUGAGGUGGCUCCUGUGGAUCCUCCCGCUGCUCUCACCGACGUUAUGCCCUUUAUGAAACUGGCAGACGAUCUGCCUGUCUCCGCUAUUAUGACCACAGAGAACGACCUGUUAUGCUAUACCUACUAA
Molecule: messenger RNA, 885 nt
Organism: Bipolaris zeicola 26-R-13
Lineage: Eukaryota; Fungi; Ascomycota; Dothideomycetes; Pleosporales; Pleosporaceae
Exons: 3
Coding region: 1-885 (294 amino acids)
Molecular function (GO): oxidoreductase activity
Source: RefSeq, a predicted model, not a curated record